GGCGGCGGAAGCGGAAGUGUCCCGGCGGUGCGGUCCGCGGGAAGUGUUUGUAGCGUUUCUCCCUCCCCCUUCACCAGUACAACAAACGGAGGGCUGGCAUAGGUGCUUUGAAGUCAAGUAACCAAGAGGGGAGAUUUGCUCUUUGAUCCUGGAGAUAACACAACAAUGGGUCCACGGAAGAAAAGUGUUAAAACGUGUCUCAUGAAUAAUGAAAUUCCUGAGGAAGCAGUAUCUGAUGAAACAAAGGACUAUAUGAAUCAACUUUCACAUGAAGUGCUUUGCCAUAUUUUUAGGUACCUCCCCCUGCAGGAUAUCAUGUGUAUGGAGUGUCUUUCCCGGAAGCUAAAGGAAGCAGUCACCCUAUAUCUGAGAGUUGUGAGGGUUGUAGAUCUCUGUGCAGGGCGAUGGUGGGAAUACAUGCCAAGUGGCUUCACAGAUUCCAGUUUUCUGACACUACUAAAGAAGAUGCCAGAUGUUGAACAGCUAUAUGGCCUUCACCCUCGAUACCUUGAGAGGCGAAGGGUACGGGGCCAUGAGGCUUUUAGCAUUCCAGGAGUUCUGGAAGCUUUGCAGGCAUGCCCAAACUUAGUGGGUGUGGAAACUUCUCACUUGGAAUUAGUAGAAUCCAUUUGGACAUACAUGCCACAUGUUCAUAUUUUGGGGAAAUUUCGUAACCGUAAUGGAGCAUUUCCAAUUCCUCCUGAAAAUAAACUGAAAAUUCCUAUAGGAGCCAAAAUUCAAACUUUACAUUUAGUUGGGGUGAAUGUUCCUGAAAUUCCUUGUAUCCCAAUGCUAAGGCACCUUUACAUGAAGUGGGUAAGACUCACUAAACCACAGCCGUUCAAAGAUUUUCUUUGCAUCAGUUUACGAACUUUUGUCAUGAGGAACUGUGCAGGACCCACGAACUCCUUGAAAUAUGUCCCUUUAGUAACAGGCUUAGCCUCUGCCCGCAACUUGGAACAUUUAGAAAUGGUUCGAGUUCCUUUCCUUGGAGGUCUUAUACAGCAUGUAGUUGAAGACAGUUGGAGAUCAGGUGGUUUUCGAAAUUUGCACACUAUUGUUUUGGGAGCUUGUAAAAAUGCACUUGAAGUAGAUCUUGGUUACCUCAUCAUCACUGCUGCCCGUAGGUUACAUGAAGUUCGGAUCCAGCCUUCCCUAACCAAAGAUGGCGUCUUUUCCGCCCUAAAGAUGGCAGAGUUGGAAUUCCCCCAGUUUGAAACCCUUCAUCUGGGAUAUGUAGAUGAGUUUUUGCUGCAGAGCAGAAUGGCUAAUGCAGAUCUGGUGAAGUAUGGUUUGGCUGAUGUGGUGGAAAAUCCUGGUAUUAUCACUGAUAUAGGGAUGAAGGCAGUCAAUGAAGUUUUCUCCUGUAUCAAAUAUCUGGCAAUUUAUAAUUGCCCCCAUCUACAUAACCCAUACAAUUGGAUCUCAGACCACUCAAGGUGGACUCGAUUGGUUGAUAUCAACUUAGUGCGUUGCCAUGCUUUGAAGCUGGACUCCUUCGGCCAGUUUAUUGAAUUGUUGCCUAGCUUGGAGUUUAUUUCACUGGACCAAAUGUUUCGUGAACCGCCCAAAGGCUGUGCUCGGGUUGGUCUGAGUGCAGGCACAGGAAUUGGGGUUUCCUCGGCCCUUGUUAGCAAUCAGAACUCCAACAAUGACAAUGAUAAUAAUGCCCAGAAUAAUGCCAACAUCCACGACAACAAUCACCAUCACCCAGAUGACUCAGAUGAGGAGAAUGACUUCCGGCAAGACUUGCAGCCAGGAGAGCAGCAGUUUGCAGCCGACGCACUGAAUGAGAUGGAAGACAUGGUGCAAGAAGAUGGAGAGGUGAUGGCCGAGAGUGGACAUGAGACUCCAGCUAACAGUCAGGCAGUUAUUCCUGUGGAUGUUGACGAGGAACAAGCAGGACCCAGUGGUCUUCAGCGUGUAGUAAAACCAACCCCAAUUACUGUUCAUGACUCAGAGAGUGAUGAUGAAGAAGACAGCCUAGAACUCCAAGAAGUCUGGAUUCCUAAGAAUGGUGCCCGGCGUUUCUCUGAACGUGAAGAAAAAACCGGAGAGUCUGUGCAGUCCAGGGAAUUAUCAGCAGUAAGUGGAAAAGGCAAGACUCCACUUCGAAAGAGGUACAACUCCCAUCAGAUGGGCCAGUCGAAGCAGUUUCCUCUCGAGGAAAGCAGCUGUGAGAAAGGCUGUCAGGUCACCAGUGAGCAGAUCAAAGCCGAUAUGAAAGCAGCUAGGGAUAUUCCUGAAAAGAAAAAAAACAAGGAUGUUUAUCCCAGCUGCAGCAGCACCACCGCCAGCACAGUGGGAAACUCCAGCACUGCUUCUCAAAGCCCCGACUUUGUAAGGACGGUGAACAGCGGCGGCUCUUCCGAGCCUAGCCCUACAGAAGUGGAUGUGUCCAGGCAGUGUGUCUGCUCCCCCGGUGGGUCAGAGGACUCUGAGGCCAUGGAGGAGGGAGAUGCAGAGAGUUCUGUCUGCCCCAGAUGCUGCUGUCACAGGCCCCAGGAAUCCCAAAGGAGAACUAGCAGGUGUUCUGAUGAGGAACGUCCUUCAACCAGCCGAGCCUGUGUUGUGAAUGGCCCGGAUGGUACGAGAUCCGCCUUUUCCUUUAGGACUCUGCCACAAGGGGGGUCUUCAGGCCCAGCACAUGAUGAGAGGACUAAUGGGAGUGGCUCUGGGGCUACAGGUGAGGACAGGAGGGGGAGCUCCCAGCCUGAGCGCUGUGACGUGCAGUCUAAUGAAGACUACCCUCGGAGGCCCCUAACAAGGGCCAGGAGCAGACUCUCCCAUGUACCGCUGGUAUCUGAGUCAGAAGUUGCCAAAACAAAGCCACGUCAUGCCAUGAAGCGGAAGCGGACAGCGGAUAAGUCCACCAGUACCAGUGAUCCUGUGAUUGAGGAUGACCAUGUGCAGGUCCUUGUAUUAAAAUCCAAAAAUCUUGUUGGAGUCACUAUGACCAACUGUGGAAUCACAGAUCUAGUACUGAAAGACUGUCCCAAGAUGAUGUUCAUCCAUGCUACAAGAUGCAGGGUACUGAAACAUUUAAAAGUAGAAAAUGCACCAAUCGUAAACCGAUUUGAUUAUGCACAGUGCAAGAAACUGAAUAUGGAUCAGGUACUAGACCAGAUACUAAGGAUGCCUCCUGAGAGAAACCGCAUCAUAUACCUACGCCCCAUGCAGCAGGUGGACACACUAACAUUGGAGCAGAAGCUAUUUAGUGGUCCCUACCCUUAUCAUAUCUGUAUUAUCCAUGAAUUCAGUAACCCUCCCAAUGUCCGGAACAAGGUGCGCAUUCGCAGCUGGAUGGACACGAUAGCAAACAUUAACCAAGAGCUCAUUAAGUAUGAAUUCUUCCCUGAAGCCACACGAAGUGAAGAUGACUUAAAGAAGUACCCUAAGUAUCCCUGGGGUAGAGAAAUCUACACGUUGGAAGGUGUUGUGGACGGAGCGCCGUAUUCUAUGAUUUCAGACUUCCCUUGGUUGAGAUCACUACGGGCAGCAGAACCUAACAGCUUUGCCAGAUACGAUUUUGAGGAUGAUGAAGAAAGCACCAUCUAUGCUCCUCGAAGGAAAGGGCAGCUGUCUGCAGACAUCUGUAUGGAAACAAUAGGAGAGGAAAUUUCAGAGAUGCGUCAGAUGAAGAAGGGUGUGUUUCAGCGAGUAGUGGCGAUCUUUAUCCACUAUUGUGACGUCAACGGAGAGCCCGUUGAAGAUGACUACAUUUAACUGGCCCUCUUCUUUCUAGCUGUCCUGGGAGUGCUGCUGGGGCUGUCCAGCUGCCAACCAGCCCCACAGAGACUUGGGGGCAUGCAGUUGGGAGGCCCGGGCUCAUUUUGGUGUAUAGAAAAUGUAUCAGGAACAUUGAAGUUGUAUACAAAGAUUUGUACAUAGAGGAAAUAUACAAAGAUACUUCCUAAGUACCAGCUUUAUAUCAUAUGUUUAUACAAUUUAAUUUAAAAGUUCAUUUUAAUGAAGGCAGGUAAUUGGAAAGAGUUCAUUUUGUUCAUUUUUCCAGACUUAGUUCAUAAAGUAUCACUUUUUGGCUGAGCCCCCAUUUACUAUAUUCUUAAUAAUCACUGUCAUCCCCUUAAAUCUGUGCCUUUUUCUUCUCGAGCGAAGCUGUUUGAGUAAAUCUGUUGAAGAGUCUUUUUGUCUUGUGCUCUUUUGUUUUUACUAAAACUCCAGCUAAACCUUAUAGUCAGAGGCGUCUAUAUGUUUCUGUACAAAAUUGUGGUUCUUUUUUCUCUUGGUAUUAUAGUUUCCGUAUUUCUUAAAAUGAAGUUAAAAAGACUUAUGAGUUUGAGGGGGAAAUGGAAAAGUUUCCAAAGCAUUUCUAGUUAUUUAUUUCCAUAUUCAGUUGUGUAUAUGCUUUAUCUUGAAUAUAAAAAUAAAAGUUUAUUAAAAAUUUU
Molecule: messenger RNA, 4409 nt
Organism: Dama dama (fallow deer)
Lineage: Eukaryota; Metazoa; Chordata; Mammalia; Artiodactyla; Cervidae
Gene: FBXO38
Product: F-box protein 38
Exons: 22
Coding region: 166-3726 (1186 amino acids)
Biological process (GO): SCF-dependent proteasomal ubiquitin-dependent protein catabolic process; protein K48-linked ubiquitination
Cellular component (GO): nucleus; cytoplasm
Molecular function (GO): protein binding
Source: RefSeq, a predicted model, not a curated record